CAAAGCUUGAGGCCAGGCUGUCUAGAAUUCAAAUUAUUCAAUGGUCCAAUUCAUUUUUCUGCUUCACUUAUUUCAACAUGGGAAACAAAAUUAAUUCAUCAUCAUAUACUGAACUAGCAAUCAGACUAGACUUCAUUAUCAGAUUUCCUUCUGCUAUUAUUUUGUCUAUCUUUUAAAAUCAAUGGGCUCAAGGAGAGUUGACAAACUGAAAUUUUAUUUUAUUUUAUUUAAAAAAAAAAAAAAGAAGAAGCCAUAAUCGCAUAAUGAAAUAUUCUAUUCAUCUUUCACUCAAUCACAGCCGUUCAUUCAGGAAAGUCUUAUCCAUCUAAAUACUUCAACAAGUAAGGCAUGCUAAAAAGUAUGAUGAGACAUGUCAAAGAUAAACUAUUAUGAUAGAGAAGUAUAAAUUAUGAACCUCAAAAAUGGAAAUAAAUCCUAUAUGAAGAGGAGAAAAUAAAUCCUGUCCCUACAUAUUUGUGCUUAUAUUUUAUAAAAUUAUGAACCUCAAAAAUGGAAGCUGCUUUUAUAUCAGCCUUUUAAAAGACAUGACGAAUAUUCCAUAACUGCAGAGAACUGGUAGGUGACUCAAAACAAUUCAGGAUAUACAGCUGUAAGUAUCAGCCAUUCAACUUGUUAGGUGGACUGGGCAGUCAAUAACUUACGCAAAUCUACCUCAAACCAGAAUUUUUUCUCAUAAUAAGUACUAGUUAGCUUCCUCACUUGACUCACUCUCUCUCUCAAACCAGAAUUAUUUUUCAUAAUAACUAGUUAGCUUCCUCAGUUCCUCUCUCUUUCUCUCUCUCUAAAACAGGCAGGCAUGGCUGUUUGUAAACUCUAUGGAUCAAUUGGUUCUCUGGCCACAAUGCGAGCCCUGGCUUCCCUAUUUGAGCACGAGCUUGAGAUUGAGUUCAUACCCAUCGAUCUCAAGACCGAGCAGAACAAAGAGGAAGGCUUCCUUUCUUUAAGCCCCUUUGGUCAGGUUCCAGUUUUUCAGGACGGGGAAUUGACAAUAUUUGAAUCAAGGGCCAUCAUGAGGUGCAUAUCACACAUUUAUCCAAAUUCUGGGAAAGAACAAAUAUACAUGGCGCCAAAGAUGCAAGGGAUAGUGGCAACAUGGAUUGACGUUGAGGAUCACCAAUUCGAUCCUCCAGCUUCGAAGCUGAUCAGCGAACUCAUUGAGAAGCCAAAAAAUGGCUUGCCAACAAAUGAAGCUGCAGUUGCAGAGGAGGAAGCUAAGCUGACUAGAGUGUUGGAUGUGUAUGAAGAGAGGCUCACCCGUACCAAGUACUUGGGAGGUGAUAAAUUUACCUCCGCCGAUCUUACUCAUCUCCCAAACUUGUACUACCUGAUGGCAACACCAAUGAGACGGCUUUUUGACAAACGGGUGCACGUCAGCGCGUGGUGUAACGACAUUAUGUCACGACCAGCUUGGUCAAAGGUGGUGGAUAUGGUCGAGAAAGCUAAGGUCUAGGACAACUGGGCUCAAGUUGAGCAAUGGAGUGUUAGGCCUACUGGCCACCUUGCCUUCUGAAUCUGGGUUACAGUGUCAUGUUCAGUACUUUACUGUGACUAAUAGUUCUGUAAAUUGACAAGACGGCGAACAAAAAUGAAAAAAUAAUUGGUGCA
Molecule: messenger RNA, 1626 nt
Organism: Cornus florida
Lineage: Eukaryota; Viridiplantae; Streptophyta; Magnoliopsida; Cornales; Cornaceae
Product: glutathione S-transferase PARB-like
Exons: 3
Coding region: 818-1471 (217 amino acids)
Cellular component (GO): cytoplasm
Molecular function (GO): glutathione binding; glutathione transferase activity
Source: RefSeq, a predicted model, not a curated record